Olea europaea var. sylvestris is the source of this 858-nucleotide messenger RNA. RefSeq names its product molybdate-anion transporter-like. The coding region runs from base 21 to 647 and encodes 208 amino acids. Gene Ontology annotation, cellular component: membrane. The transcript is spliced from 3 exons. Gene Ontology annotation, molecular function: molybdate ion transmembrane transporter activity. Gene Ontology annotation, biological process: molybdate ion transport. NCBI's taxonomy places the organism in Eukaryota, Viridiplantae, Streptophyta, Magnoliopsida, Lamiales, Oleaceae. The record is from RefSeq and is a predicted model, not a curated record.
GCUGAUGGUUGCCUUGUCAAAUGGCAAUAGCUGGCGACUGGUUGCAGGGUCCAUAUGUUUAUUACCUUUACACUACUUAUGGCUUUGGGAAGGGGGAAAUUGGACAGCUCUUUAUCGCAGGAUUUGGAUCUUCCAUGUUGUUCGGUACAAUUGUUGGAUCUCUGGCAGACAAACAGGGACGCAAGAGAGCUUGUGUGACUUAUUGCAUAACGUAUAUAUUGAGCUGCAUAACUAAGCACUCUCCUCAAUACAAAGUUCUUAUGCUGGGACGUAUUUUAGGUGGUAUUGCUACAUCUCUUUUGUUUUCAGCAUUCGAGUCAUGGCUUGUGGCAGAACACUUCAAGAGGGGUUUUGAUCAGCAAUGGCUCUCAUUAACUUUCUCUAAGGCAAUUUUUCUUGGAAAUGGUCUUAUUGCUAUUAUCUCUGGGUUGUUUGGAAAUCUGCUUGUUGAUACCUUCAGUCUUGGGCCAGUAUCACCCUUUGAUGCUGCUGCCUGCUUUCUAGCUAUUGGAAUGGCCAUAAUAUUAUCAUCAUGGAGUGAAAAUUAUGGGGACGCUUCAGAGAACAAGGAUUUACUUACUCAGUUCAAGGGUGCAGCUGUAACAAUUGCUUCAGGUAGAUUUCGAGUUCUGCUCUAUGUUGUAUGAUGUACUCUUGGCUGAGGAAAUUUCUACAAUCUGCAAAUCUUUUAAGGAGUGGAUUGCAAAACUGAAAUCAUUUCAGUUUUUGAAUCCUGUCCGCCAAUUUUUCGCCUAGAGUAGAAAGAUUAAAAUUGCAUAUCCUGUAUUUCGUGUCACCAUUGUAGGUUUUGUCCACUAAGUCUUGUGUGGAUACUUUCAAGUCACAGAUCUGGCAUCG